AUGGGGAGAGGAUAUUAUAUCAGCAAACAUGUGGCCACUGCAGCUUUGGUACUGGCAACAAUAGCCUUGGCAACAAUCAUUGCAUUAUCCAUUGUUUACAAUCAAGAAAUGGCCAAAAAUGCAUCAAAAUUCACUGACAUAACCACAUCACCUUCACCGCCCAUUUCAAAUACUUCAAACGAACCCUGGGACAAAUAUAGGCUGCCUGAUACUUUGUCUCCUCUGUAUUACAAUGUGAAUCUUUGGCCCCGUCUGGUGAUGGAUGUCAGUGGAAUGUAUAUUUUCACAGGGAAUUCUGGAGUGAAGUUUACUUGCGUGAAGGAAACAGACUUGAUAUUAAUUCACUCCAACAAGCUGAACUUGACUCUCUUCAAUGGGCACCAUGCAAAGCUAAUGGGUUUUGGAGGCAUAACACCUCCAACCAUAAAAACUACAUGGUUUCAGAUGGAAACACAUUAUUUGGUGGUUCAUCUUGAUGGAAAACUGAAACCUGGAAAGUCCUACUGGCUCUAUACAGAAUUCAGAGGGGAGCUUGCUGAUGAUCUGGAGGGUUUCUACAGGAGUGAAUACAUGGAAGAUGGCACAAAAAAAAUUAUUGCCAUCACUCAGAUGCAGGCCACCUAUGCUAGAAAAGCUUUUCCAUGUUUUGAUGAACCUGGCAUGAAAGCUGUGUUUCAUAUCACUCUCAUUCAUGACCCAGGAUAUAUUGCCCUGUCAAACAGCCAAGAAUUAAAGAAGGAAAAUGUCAUCAUCGAUGGAACUGCUGUUACCAGGACGAUAUUUGAGCCCACAAAGAGGAUGUCAACAUAUCUUGUAGCAUUUGUUGUCAGUGAUUUUACGUACAUCAAUGCUAAAGACAACAAGGGUGUUUUGGUUAGAAUAUGGGCUCGGAAAAAAGCCAUCGAAGAGGGACAAGGAGACUACGCACUCAGUAUCACCCAGUCAAUACUGGAGUUCUUCGAGAAGUACUACAACACGAGCUAUCCACUUUCUAAGUUGGACCAGAUUGCUCUGCUUGACUUCAAAUCUGGUGCCAUGGAAAACUGGGGUCUUGUCACUUACAGAGAGACGGCCCUUCUGUAUGACCCCCAAAUGUCUGCCAAUGGCAACAAACAGAUGAUUGUGACUGUGGUUUCUCACGAGCUGGCUCACAUGUGGUUUGGAAACCUUGUGACGCUGAAAUGGUGGAAUGAUCUCUGGUUGAAUGAAGGGUUCGCUUCGUAUGUGGAAUAUCUGGGCACUGAUCACGCGGAGCCGGCCUGGAACAUUAAAGACCAGAUCAUUCUGUAUGAUCUGAAAAGAUCGUUUGCAGUGGACAGUCUGACCUCCUCUCAUCCCCUUUCUCGUAAGGAAGAAGAGGUCAACACCCCCUCGGAAAUUAGUGAAAUGUUCAGCACCAUAUCCUACAGUAAGGGAGCUGCAGUGCUUAAGAUGCUCUCAGAAUUCUUGACGGAGAAUGUGUUUGCCAAGGGACUGAGUAAUUAUCUGAAGCAGUUUGCUUUUGGAAGCACUGUGUAUUCAGAUCUUUGGGAUCAUAUUCAAAAGGCCGUUGAUCAAACUCCAGGGGUGAAACUACCAUAUAGUGUUCAUGACAUCAUGAACCGCUGGAUUCUUCAGAUGGGUUUCCCUGUUGUCACCAUUGACACUCAAACAGGGAACAUCAGCCAAAAGCACUUUCUGCUCGAGCCAGAGGCAGUGGUGGACAGGAAAUCUGAAUUCAAUUAUGAAUGGUUUGUGCCAAUCACAUGGAUGAAAACAGGUCAAGUUCUGGAUCAACUGUGGCUUCUGAAGAAAUCAGCCAUACACAAACCCAUGAAAGUCAGCAAAAGUGAAUGGGUGCUGGCUAACCUCCAUGUGUCAGGAUUUUUUAGAGUGAAUUAUGACCUUGGGAACUGGGAGCGACUUCUCAUGCAGCUAGAAUCAAACCACCAGGUGAUACCAGUGCUUAACAGAGCUCAAAUUUUGGAUGAUGCAUUUAACCUAGCAAGAGCAUCCAUUAUAAACAUAACGCUCGCCCUGAGAACAACCAAAUAUCUUUUGCAUGAGCGGCAAUACAUUCCAUGGGAGGCAGCCCUGCGGAAUCUCAAUUAUUUUUUCCAAAUGUUUGAUCGCAGUGAAGUUUAUGGUGCCAUGCAGGCUUACCUCAAGAAACAAGUCAAACCUCUGUUUGAGAAUUUUGGUGCUAUUACCUCAAAUUGGACAACAGUACACUCUGGCCACACUGAUCAGUUCACACAGAUCAUUGCACUAUCACUAGCUUGUAGUACUGGCAUGGAGAGAUGCAGAGAUUUAACCAAGAGCUGGUUCAGAAGAUGGAUGCAGAAUCCUCAUAAUGACACGAUCCAUCCCAACCUGAGGUCUACAGUGUACUGUAAUGCUAUUGCUGCAGGCGGCACAGAGGAGUGGAACUUUGGCUGGCAGAUGUUCCAGAAGGCCACAGUUGCAGCUGAAGCUGUGAAACUCAGAUCAGCUCUGGCCUGCACAAAAGUGCCCUGGUUACUCAGCAGGUACCUGGAAUAUACCAUGAACCCAGAAAAGAUCCGAAAGCAAGAUGGCACUUCUACCAUAGGGUACAUUGCUAGUAAUGUUGUUGGCCAGCCGCUAGCAUGGGACUUUGUUCGGGCUAAUUGGGACUAUUUUUUCAAAGUGUACGGCACUGGAUCAUUCACUUUCUCAAGACUGAUUGGUGACAUCACCAACAGAUUUAGCACACCUUUUGAGCUCAGUCAGUUAAAAUGGUUCCAAAAGGACAAUUCUGAGACUAGAUUUGGCUCGGGAACUCAAGCCCUGCAACAGGCCAUUGAGAAGACAACAGCCAAUAUUAAGUGGCUGGCAGAGAACAGGGAACAGGUGCUGCAGUGGUUCAUCUCAGAAUCAGCAUAACAUCAUGUCCAUGAUAAGAGAGUGUGGCAGCAGGGCGAGGUCAAGUGCCUGUCCGG
This is a messenger RNA of Xyrauchen texanus (razorback sucker), 2939 nucleotides long. Its product is annotated as aminopeptidase N-like. Gene Ontology annotation, biological process: peptide catabolic process; proteolysis. The transcript is spliced from 20 exons. The coding region runs from base 1 to 2883 and encodes 960 amino acids. Gene Ontology annotation, cellular component: cytoplasm. Lineage: Eukaryota; Metazoa; Chordata; Actinopteri; Cypriniformes; Catostomidae. Gene Ontology annotation, molecular function: metalloaminopeptidase activity; peptide binding; zinc ion binding. The record is from RefSeq and is a predicted model, not a curated record.